AUGACUCGAAGCCAACAGGGAGAACUUGAGAAGCUUGAUCCUGAAAUUAAGCGCACUUUUCUGAGACGACGACAAGAGCAAAACAACAACACCAUGGCUGAAAACCAACAGGGAGAAGAAAAUCCAAGGAGGACUUUGAAGGAUUAUGCCGCACCUACGGUCCAAGGAUCAACAUCAAGCAUUAGAAGGCCAACCAUACAAGCUAACAAUUUCGAAAUUAAGCCUUCCUUAAUUCAGAUGCUUCAAAACGCAGUCCAAUUUAGUGGAUUGCCGAAUGAUGAUCCUAAUAUCCAUUUAGAUGCUUUUCUUAAAAUUUGUGACACUAUAAAAUAUAAUGGCGUUACUGAUGAUGCCAUUAGAUUGAGAUUAUUCCCUUUUUCCUUGCGUGAUAAAGCUAAGACGUGGUUAACUUCUCUUCCUGCAGGAUCUAUCACGACUUGGAAUGACAUGGCUCAAAAAUUCAUUAGUAAGUACUUUCCUCCUGCUAAGUCUGCCAAGAUGCGUAACGAUAUUACUUCUUUUGUACAGAUGGAUGGUGAAUCUCUGUACGAAGCAUGGGAGAGGUUUAAAGAACUACUAAGGCGUUGUCCGCAUCAUGGCCUACCAGUUUGGAUGCAAGUGCAUACAUUCUACAAUGGAGUGAUGCCGAAUUUGAGGUCUACCAUUGAUGCCGCAGCUGGAGGGACGUUGAACAAUAAAUCGCCUGAGGAAGCCUUUGAUCUUUUGGAGGAGAUGGCGGCUAAUAGCUACCAAUGGCCAAUUGAGAGGCUAUCUGCUAGAAAGUCGAGUCGAAUUCAUGAAGUCUUUGUCAAUACUACCAUUGCCGCAGAUUUUGCUGCUUUAAACAAAAAGAUCGACUCAGUGUUGAAGAUUCAAGGCCCAACUUGUGAAUUUUGCAAUGGAAGCCAUGCUAGCACCAAAUGUCAGGUAGGUAAUCCUUUCACACAUCCUCCUGAAAAUACUAACUUUGUUGGAAAUUUUAGCAGGCCUCCCCAGAACAAUCCAUAUUCAAACACCUAUAAUCCUGGAUGGCGAAACCACCCGAAUUUCUCCUGGAGCAACCAAAAUCAGCAAGGGCCGAGACCACCACCACCAUCAUUUAGGCCGCCCGAGGAGAAACAGCACAAUCACCUUGAGGAAAUGGUUACUAAGCUAGCUCAAACAACUCAAGACUUCAUUAAAGUGCUGAUGUGA
This is a messenger RNA of Syzygium oleosum, 1194 nucleotides long. RefSeq lists its product as uncharacterized. NCBI's taxonomy places the organism in Eukaryota, Viridiplantae, Streptophyta, Magnoliopsida, Myrtales, Myrtaceae. The transcript has a single exon. Bases 1 to 1194 code for a protein of 397 amino acids. The record is from RefSeq and is a predicted model, not a curated record.